Molecule: messenger RNA, 528 nt
Organism: Endocarpon pusillum Z07020
Lineage: Eukaryota; Fungi; Ascomycota; Eurotiomycetes; Verrucariales; Verrucariaceae
Exons: 3
Coding region: 1-528 (175 amino acids)
Source: RefSeq, a predicted model, not a curated record
AUGCUUCAGGGACUUUCAUCACUGAUCUCUCGUCUUAUACUCCCUGUCUCGUCGAACAACCUGUACCCACACUCAUCUCGACUUCAGCAGACCUAUUGUGACCCUACUUCCAAGAAGGCAUCAUGGCGCCCAAAGCAAGUCCAAUACUCACCCCUCGAAUCCCACACUCAACUGCCCCCGGAUCCCCCUCUUCCCCCUCCCAACCCGAAUUCUGCUAAUGUCACUCCCUCCUCCUCCACAGCCCCAACCUCCUUCCGCCGCCCCAACUCCAACCGAGAACGACUCAAACACCUCCUCUUCUCCCCAAGCCUCCCCUCCCAAGGCCCGAAAGGAACCUCGACCCAACAAAAGACCGUAAAACCGGACGGGGCAGACAAGCCCGGGGAGGGAAAAGGAACCCUCAAAGAAGCCGCGAUGAAGAACGUGACCAUGUUGGGAGAUCCUGUGAGCCUGAAGGCGGAGACGAGUGAGCAUAGCCCGAAGCCGGAGGAGGAUGGUGCCACGGAGAGGUUGAGGUCGAAGAUUUAG